Messenger RNA from Lathyrus sativus (Indian pea), 546 nucleotides. The record is from the annotation of a GenBank genome assembly. Lineage: Eukaryota; Viridiplantae; Streptophyta; Magnoliopsida; Fabales; Fabaceae.
AUGUCGUCCCUGAGAAACAUCAUUCCGAGACGUAAUUACAAAGAGCGUGCUCAACCGGCUUCGAGAGAACGAUGUGGUGUGCUCGAAAAGCAUAAAGACUAUGUCAUUCGUGCUAAAGCCUUUCAUAAAAAGCAAGAUACAAUUCGGAAACUUAAGGAAAAAGCUUUGAAUAGAAAUCCAGAUGAAUUUUCCUUUAAGAUGAUUUCAUCAAGACUCGUCGAUGGAGUUCAUAGGAAAAAUCAAGACAUAAUACACCAUGUGACAAAAAACAAUGAGAUGAAACCAAUUCUUCAAAAGAUUGACGAUGAGAAAAAGAAAAUCAAAAAGUUAAAAACUACCAUUGAUUCUCAAACUAUUUUCUAUACUGAAAGGAAAAUUAAUAGUUCGAAUAAACAAUUGAAAGAAAGCAAGAAUAGACUUAAAGAGCUGGAGAAUAUCUACGUGAAUAAGACAUUGCUGAUGGAGACUCAGAAUAACAGUAAGAAACGCAAGCUACAUGAAGAAAGCAAACCUUUCAAAAAUAAACUAUGCGAAGGAAAGUGUUGA